ACUCCCACGAGUGUUUGCCAUCAGUGCAAGAUACAGCCUCUUGCCGCCGGGUCGCCGCACGACGACCAAAAACCGGCGGCGAAACCAGUGUCCACUGGUAUGGAACGUGACCCGUGAUGAGUCCAGCGCGAAGACUCCGCGAAGUUUGCACUUCGCCCACUCGGCAGGUGGUUUGCUUAUCUGCUGCGUCCGCCCUGUCUGGGCACCGAUACGGCUGACCGCAUAAAAAAAGCCCUCACUCAACGGCGGCCACCGACCAGUGCGUUCCCUGCUGCCGUCCAGCCUUUGCAGCGCAUAGAGUUGCAGUGAAAUUCGUUCGCAGCCAGCGAGUUUGCGGUGUUCCUCUGGCAACCGUGGGGACCGAAUUUUUCAACGAGUUGACGUGCACCAUGGCUGAUACUGCCCGCUUGCUGUUUCCGGUGGCCCUCGAAGACGGAGAGAGCCCUGAGUUUGACGCCGUGGUGAUUGUCGGCACUGGCAUAGACGAGCACCACCUUCAGGGCCUGGCUGCCAAGUAUCUUGAUCCUCUUUCUUCGUACAGAGUGUGUGAUGCAAAGGCAGAAGAAGAGGCUUUUGUGCUCUGUCUGCCAGAACAGUACCCCAUAAGACGCCUGGUGUACUCGCCAACCGGGCCUUUGAACAGAGACCAGGACGACGUUCGUGCCUUUGCUGAUGCGGCAUGCAAGGGCGUCAAGAGGGCCCUCUCUGCCGGAAGCAAGAAACCUCUGGUAUUUCUGCCGACGCAACACGGCACUUUUACCAGCUUCCACUUGGUGACUGUGCUUGGAGCCCUGCACCCGCUUUACGUGCCCCUCGAGAUCAGGCAAGAUGUACCGAGCCGCCUGCAGAAGGUGGAUCGUCUCGGAUUUGCACAGUUUCCGUCCCUGCCCAACCGAGAUCGCAUGUUUGCAGCUGCUCUAGCACUGGAGAAAGGCAGGAUCGUCUGCCGUGACAUUGGAGGCUCGGACCCCGAAAGAAUGAGCCCUCCGGAGGUAGCCAGUUAUGUGCAGAAAGUAUUUGAGGGGUCCCCAGUUCAAGUUGAAGUCAUCUCGAACGAGAAGCUGCUAGAACAAGAAUACCCUCUCCUGGCCGCCGUAAACCGAGCUGCUCGAGGCAUUGCUAGACAUCAGGCAAGGAUGGUCCUCUUGACUUACACUCCGGAGGGGCCUGUCACAUCGACUGUGUUUCUUGUGGGAAAGGGCGUCACUUACGACACCGGAGGAGCCGAUGUGAAGGCGGGUGGCGUUAUGGCUGGCAUGCAUCGUGACAAGUGUGGUGCUGCUGCAGUUGCAGGCUUUUUCAAGGUCCUGAGUGAGUUGCAGCCAAAGGGAGUGAAGGUUUACGGUGCCAUGGCCAUGGUUCGGAACAGCAUUGGGCCCGAUGGCUACGUGUCGGACGAAAUUAUAACAUCACGUGCGGGAGUGCGGGUGCGUGUCGGGAACACCGAUGCCGAGGGACGAAUGGCCAUGGCUGAUGUGCUUGCCCAGUUCAAGGAAAAAGCUCUGCAUGAGACCAACCCACGCCUGUUCACCAUCGCCACUCUGACUGGCCACGCCUGUUUGGCUGUAGGCGACGGAUACUCGAUCAUAUUGGACAACGGACCGGCUCGGGAACAGGCAGUGAGUGCAAAAGUAAAGGCUGCAGGCGAUGCAACUGGCGACAUGUUUGAAGUGUCGACCAUCCGCCGUGAGGACUACACCUUUGUGGCCGGGCCUUCGGAGUACGAGGAUAUUCUUCAGUCGAACAACCUGCCUUCAUCCCGUACCCCUCGAGGUCACCAGUCUCCAGCUGCUUUCCUGAUCAGGGCAUCUGGUUUGGAUAAGCACGGCCUGGACUCGGCAAAGCCGCUGUGCUACUCUCACAUCGACAUUGCAGCCUCCUCCGGGCCUUUUCCUGGAAUACCCUCGGGGGCACCCAUUCCAUCCUUGGUGCAUGCUUUUGUGUGUGGGCACUGAGGAUUUUGAGACUAGGCAUUGUAGCUGACUCUUUCAAUCGAAAAGGCCCACCCAGCUCCCUUUUUUGGUUUUUCUCUAGCUUUGCUCUACUAGUGUGCUAUGUAUUACCCACUGGGAGAAAACUGCCAACAGUUGAGGCCUUUAUUGCCACUCUCUUUUAUUACGGUAUGCAUGACGUUGCUCGAAAAAAGUUGGAUACCCCAAAUUUCACAUUUUGCGGUUAGUGGUUUGUUAGAGGAAGAUUCCACGACAUCUGUGUGGUUUUAGCCUUUGGGACACAUUUGCACAUUUGAAGUUAACUACCAUAAAAUACCGAGCAUCCACCCAUUCCAUAAGAAGUGCCCACCCCUCAAUUUUGUAACAUUUGGAAAAUACAUAAAAGACCUAUCUUUACGUAUUGUUGACCUAAGUGCCCUUCCCCCAGUUUUACACGAUUAUCUCCAAAUUUAGAGUGGACGCUUGCUUGGGAUUUUACAGUAGGUUUCGUGGGAGAGUGACGUGGGUGCACUACCCUGCGAGGAUAUUUAACUCGACAAAAGUCGUUCAAAGGCUUAGUUUAACUCCAAGCGUAUUUUGUGCCCUUCUGUUUGAGUGGGCUUCACAGGUUGCAAGAAUGAGGGAUUUCUCAAUCUUUGAAUAUGAUGCUAGCAUAGUCUGAAACAAUACUUUUUAAUUUUACUCACCCUAAAAUACCGGGUAAGCCCCCCAUUUAGAAUUUGAAGAUAAUUGCGAAAAAAUGGGGGAUGGGUCAUCAAUUUUACAUAUAAAUGUACUGUGCAUAAUUUCUCAGAUCUUACAAGUUUAGGAAUGGGUGCUUAGUGUGGAAUGGGCGGAUGCGCGGUAUUCUACAGUAGCUUUUUUGUGUGUUUUGCUAUUGGUGGUUUGCAUCACCUUUGAUAUUUUUUCCCGUCACUUUUGAUGGGUUAUUUUUAAGUGUGUUUUUUACAUAAGACGUUGCCUCGAAUGAAGGCUAAUGGUCUAACAUGAUUCCAUGCAAUGUCAAAGACGUACUGCAAACCUGUUAGCAUUGUGCCUUUUGUGUGUAAAAAAUUUAUACCUAGAAAAAUAUUACAAGUUUUAUGUGUGUGGGAAAAGUUAUUAUUCGAUGGAGGAAUUGGGGUGAUGGUUUGGGUCUCGUCGCCUUAGUUGUUUUGUGACAAAGUCCCAAUAUGUUUUUUUAUUUUGCUUUUGGGAAGAACAAUGUCUUCUCCCAUGCAGCAAAGUAAGCCAACUCUUGUUUUUUGAUAUUUCGACCCCUAUUCCUGUUGUGUUACUUCAAGGCUUUGUAAGUUCAUUUGGUUUGUUUCUAGCGGAAUGGCUUGCAUGGAACCAAAUUUGUUCCCAUUACUUCAAAAAAGUAAUGGUAUACAGUUAUGAAUUACUCAAUCUUAAAUGUAGUGGAUCACAAUUUCUGAAUACUUUUGCACAAAAGUAAUUGAUUUGUGUAAUUGCUACAUUACUCAUUGCUUUGAUUCUUAUGAGAUAAUAACUGUAUUGAAAUAUACAUAAAAAUACAAAUUUGGAUAUCGGUUGAUUUCAAUCAUUUUGUGCCUUUUUAAUUAUUCUGAUAGUACAAACUUUCUUCCAGUCAUGGUCAAACAAGUGUUUUUUUACAUAAAAAAAUGGGUGCUAGGUAAACAUGCAGUAAAUUGUGCAGUGCAGGGGCACACAGAAACGGGGGGUUUCUCAGGAAUUAAGAUUGGGGGUGUCUCCGGGGGCAAAGGGGGGGGGGGGGGGGGGGGGGGCAGGCAGGCUAGGGUAGGCAAGCUCAGGGAGGCAAUUUUUGUUCUCUAUUUAGUUCUUUCUUUUUCCACUGUAUUUUUCUAUGUGUGGACAAAGAUACAUGCGUGGUGGCCCGACAGGUUCUGGAACUCUACAUUCAACGCGACAGUUUAAGCAUUUAAUGAAGAAUACAUAAUUUUCUUAAGAAACCACAAAGUAAAGCAAAAAUCACCGUCAGAAAAUAUCAGUCAUGGUAUUAAUACUGGGAUACCGCAAUGGUUGUCAAUAAUGAAUGUAUAUUCAAUGGGCAAACCUCACCUCUGUUCUCCUUCACGCCAAUAAGGGGAGGAACCAGAGUUAAGCAGCGUGGAGGUGAGGCGACGAAACGGCUCGUGUUCUGAUGCCACUGUGAGGUUAGCUCCAUAUAGAAACCACUCUUGAGUCAGCGCGCUAAAAAAAACAAUGAUUUUGCUCAAAAUAUUUUUUUUUUCCUUGGCGGAAAAUUUUUUUAGAGGGUGCCCUCAGAAACCCCCCCCCCCCCCCCCCCCCCCCCCCCUUUCAGUGGGUGGGUAGGGAAAUCACUGCACACAAACAUAGCACAGCCUAACAGAAUUGAACUAUGGUUCCUUUACUGCGUUACAAGCCAUCAAAGUUCUCUUGGACGUAAAGGAACUGUCUAAGGUGCCCAGAGGAUGCUGAAAAGAAAUCCUGCCGUACAAAAAAUGGAUUGGAGACUGUGUGGCUGCCCUGACUUCCCCAUGUUGCUCUGUGAGACCAUCUUGUCUUCAUGGGCAUGGAGCUCCUUUUUCGUGAUUCUUGAGGUGCAUUGGGCUGUCUUCCCUGCAUUGCUGAAUUGGCUGCUUGUCAUCAAACCUUAUUGUUGUAUUUUGUUUUUAUCUUUUGCCAAAAAAGCAAUGAAAGCAAUCCAUUAUGUUGAUUACACAAUUUUUAUAUUUACCAAAUACAUUCUGUGGAGAAAAUGUAAUGCAUCAAUUACAAAAUUACUUUAGAUAGUAAUGGAGUGCCAGUAAUGCAUUGCAUGUAAUCCACUAACGUGAUGGAUCAUUUUUAUCUUAUUGUAAUGUAAUGUUUUUUCCAGCUCCAGGCCUGUUUUAUUGAUUGGGAUUAUUGAUACUCGGUAAUGUUUUCUGGAAUAAUAAAGGAAGUGGUGUGAAA
Messenger RNA from Ixodes scapularis (black-legged tick), 4853 nucleotides. RefSeq names its product putative aminopeptidase W07G4.4 (gene Dip-B). Gene Ontology annotation, biological process: proteolysis. NCBI's taxonomy places the organism in Eukaryota, Metazoa, Arthropoda, Arachnida, Ixodida, Ixodidae. Gene Ontology annotation, cellular component: cytoplasm. The record is from RefSeq and is a predicted model, not a curated record. The transcript is spliced from 16 exons. Gene Ontology annotation, molecular function: manganese ion binding; metalloaminopeptidase activity. The coding region runs from base 390 to 1955 and encodes 521 amino acids.